Messenger RNA from Gilbertella persicaria, 1888 nucleotides. RefSeq names its product rab-GTPase-TBC domain-containing protein. The record is from RefSeq and is a predicted model, not a curated record. The transcript is spliced from 5 exons. Lineage: Eukaryota; Fungi; Mucoromycota; Mucoromycetes; Mucorales; Choanephoraceae. The coding region runs from base 75 to 1877 and encodes 600 amino acids.
UAUGUAUUGUACCUCCCUCGUGUAAUCCUCUCUCUCUCUCUCUUUCUCUUUCUCUCUCUCUUACUCCCCCCCCUAUGACAGCUAUUCUAGAGACAGACCAUUCAAUACAAGAAAAAGACCUUUAUCCCCCUUCUUUCUACGAAAAACGAUCAAAUAUAGGUUCUUAUUCUUCAGUGUCUUCUUCAGACGACUCAGAUAGUUUUGAUAAACGCACACUAUCAGAAGAAUUGACUGAAAUCAAAUUAGAACCACUAAAAAUAUCAACUGAUCGCCGUAAUAGUACAGAUAAUGCAUCUAUUUCAUCAACAAAAUCUAUUUUCGCACUUUGGUCUCCUUUUCGAUCCAAUACAGCGCCUGCUUCAACAGGAAGGCCUUCUGCUCAAUUCGCUGCUCGACAGUCUAUCAACAGGCCCAUCAGCAUCAUUUCACCUCUGCCUGGAUUUCAAGAAGCCUUGUUGGCACAAAUGGAACAACUAAACAUUGCCAACACCAAUGAUCCAAAGUCAAAAGUAAUUAAAAACCUGAAAAGACAGUCUAUAAGACACCACCUUGUCGCUCAAAAUAAAGGCAAUGACUAUGAUUGGGACUUUUGGGCGAGUAUUAUGUGUGACCCACAGCAUUUGGCCAAGGUCAAUAAAGAUUUAAUUAAACACAUUCGAUUCGGUAUUCCGCCUUCUAUUCGCGGUAUGGUGUGGCAAUUAUUAGCGCACUCAAAAGAUGAAGCACUUGUGGCACGCUAUAUAGAAUUACUCAAGUUAGUCAGUCCUUAUGAUAAAAUGAUUCAGCGCGAUUUGGCACGUACAUUCCCUGGCCAUACCUACUUUAAAGAAAGCGAUGGACAAGGUCAAGAAGGCCUUUAUAAUGUAGUCAGAGCCUAUAGUUCGUAUGACCAUGAAGUAGGCUAUUGCCAAGGACUAGCUUUUAUUGUAGGACCCUUGUUGCUUAAUAUGCCUGAAGAAGACGCUUUUUGUGCGCUUAUUCAACUCAUGAACAAAUACGGUCUUCGUGGUCAUUUUACACCUGAUAUGGAUGGACUUCAGUUACGUCUUUAUCAAUUUGAUGCCUUACUGCAGGAAUAUUUGCCUCAUGUAGCACGUCAUUUGGUUCAGCAAGGCAUUAAUUCAACCAUGUAUGCCUCACAAUGGUUUAUGACACUUUUUGCGUACAAGUUUCCAUUGAACCUAGUGUUUCGUAUUUACGACGUGAUCUUGGCAGAAGGCAUCAGCACCAUUUUCAAGUUUGCCAUUGCACUCUUGAAAAGAAACCAAACGACUCUUUUAGGGCUUGAUUUUGAACAUGUAUUAGAUUUCUUAAAGAACGGUCUGUUUGAAGAAUACAAGGAUGAUGAUCGUCGAUUUGUGAGCGAUGCUUGUGAACUGGAGAUUCCUGCUAGAAGGUUAUCCCAAUUAGAAAAAGAACACAAACUACAGAUUCAAAAAGAACAGGCAGACGCUAGUUUGAUGGACGAAUUACAGAAAUCAAACGCAUCCCUCAAGAAGAAACUAAAGACCUUAGAGGCCAAGGCAGCCACAUUAAGAUCAGAACAUAAAGACGUAUGUGAACAACUACAAGAAACACAGCACCAAUUAAGCCAGUUACAAGACGAAAACAGUUCUAUAAAGCAACUGGUGUGUUCUUUACAGGUAGAAGUAGAUAGCCUGCCUCAGACAAUAGAAGCCAAGACAAAAGAGCCCUUUGAAGCACUCUGUAGUCAAAAUGGCUCCUUGAUUGGGACCAAUUCCUCGCUUGAAGAUCAACUACAGAAAGCAGAGUCUGUCUUGAUUGACAUGAAAAUUCGUUAUGCACAGAGUGAAAACGAACGAGAAGAACUAAAUAGAAAACUACAUGAAUUAAAAAAACUAAUCUUAUUUAAUUAAAUCUGACAAGA